This is a messenger RNA of Hermetia illucens (black soldier fly), 3393 nucleotides long. RefSeq names its product DNA repair protein REV1 (gene Rev1). Gene Ontology annotation, biological process: error-prone translesion synthesis; error-free translesion synthesis. Bases 343 to 3291 code for a protein of 982 amino acids. NCBI's taxonomy places the organism in Eukaryota, Metazoa, Arthropoda, Insecta, Diptera, Stratiomyidae. Gene Ontology annotation, molecular function: DNA-directed DNA polymerase activity; deoxycytidyl transferase activity; damaged DNA binding. The transcript is spliced from 7 exons. The record is from RefSeq and is a predicted model, not a curated record. Gene Ontology annotation, cellular component: nucleus.
GGGAGGUCCCACCUCUUCAACUUCCCUAGAAACUCGUGACGGACACCCCACCUCCCUCUAGAUUCACUCGUCCUACACCCGCUUUCGCUUUUCGACUAUCUAAUCUAAUAAGGAUAUGUUUCAGCAAAAACAUUAUGAACUCAUUUAAAUGGUCGACUUUUUUAUGGAGACUGUAUCCAUCUUACCUUUCCUCCAAGGUAAAACCAUUUCAACAACUCUUUAACAAAUAACGAGAUUGUUUUCGUGCCAUAACCUCAACACCAUGUAAACAAGUUGGUUUGCGCCUGAAAGGUUGUCAUCAAUGGCUUCGAUUUCAUGAGUUUUGGAAACUAACCAGGAAUAAUGAUUCGCGAAACGGACAAUGGCUUCGGAGAAUGGGGCGGUUAUAUGCAAGCAAAGAUCGACAAACUCGAGGAACAGUUCGAACAAUCUAGCAACUUCCUCCGCCAGUCCACUUUGUUCGCCGGCAUUUCUAUUUACGUGAACGGACUGACUAAUCCUUCGGCGGACCAAUUGAAGCGGAUUAUGAUGGUACACGGGGGCGUAUUCCACCACUACGAGCGUUCGUACACGACAUACAUUAUCGCUUCCAACCUGCCGGAUGUGAAGAUCAGAAAUAUGAACACCAGCAACAUAAUCCGGCCUGAAUGGGUUGUCGAUUGUGUUAAGGAGAACAGGAUCCUUGAUUACACUAAAUACCUGCUCUACACCAACCAAAAACCGUCGCAACCGAAAUUAAUGUUCCAAAAAAAGGAGAAGCCGAUCGACAAGUUUGAAACCGUGCAGUCAUCAAAUCAUGAGGAGCCAUCAAAUGACGAGGAUAAGGAAUGCUUAAAUAUAAUGAAGGAACUUGACGAUUUGAAUAAGAUAAUGAAGGGGCAGAACAACCAAUCAGUGCCGAACAAUGCUUCGCCGGAUAUACUCGAAGAAGAGGAACCUCAUGUAGAGCCUCUGGGGCAGAAGGAGGAGGAGUCUUCCAAGCAAGCAGCAACGACGUCCAAAUUUGCAAAAUCUGCAAUUGAUCCUAACUUCCUGUCCGAGUUUUAUAACAAUUCUCGACUGCAUCACAUUGCCACCCUCGGUGCAGGCUUCAAGCAAUACGUCUCAGAGCUAAGAGCAAAACAUUCUGGCACUUUUCCACAACGGGAAGACAUUCGCGGAAAACUUCCCAAGCUCGACACUCCGCAAACUUACCCUCAGACAAUUAUGCACAUCGACAUGGACUGUUUUUUCGUAUCGGUCGGGCUCCGUUCCAGACCACAUCUGCGUGGCGAACCUGUAGCAGUCACGCAUUCAAAAGGAACGGAUGCUGUAGCCCGGCCGGGGACUGACAGGCAAAAGGAACGCGAACUGUACCUGAAAAGGCUUGAACAAAAAUCAAACAAUUACAUGAAAAGUGAAAAAAUCAAAAGUGGAUUCGAAGGCAAUGAGUCGCUUUCCGAAAUCGCCUCCUGCAGCUACGAAGCCCGGAAAAUGGGCGUUCGGAACGGGAUGUUUGUUGGCCAAGCAUUGAAGUUGUGUCCUGGCCUAAAAACCAUCCCCUACGACUUUGAAGAAUACAAAGAAGUGGCUUUCACCCUAUACAACACAGUGGCCCAGUACACUUUGAAUAUCGAGGCUGUGAGCUGUGACGAAAUGUUUGUGGAUCUCAGCGACGUUUUGAACGAGUUGCAGGCAGCCACCAUGGACUUUGUGGGGCUUGUAAGGGAGGAAGUGAAGACGAAAACAGGAUGUCCUUGCUCGGCUGGUGUGGGAGGUAACAGGUUACAAGCCCGCAUGGCUACGAAGAAAGCCAAACCAGAUGGACAGUUCUUCCUAAGUCCAGAAAAUGUCGAAGAUUAUAUGGCAAAUAUUCCAAUUGAUGACCUCCCAGGCGUAGGGUACAGUACUUCGUACACCCUCGAACAAUUGAAACUGAAAACAUGCGGCGACUUACAGCAAAUACCUUUGGCGAAACUACAACAAGAAGUUGGAAAGAAAUUCGGCGAAACCCUAUAUCAGUUCUGUCGUGGCGUAGACAAUCGGCCAUUAGUUUAUGGGCAGAUCCGGAAAUCAAUCUCAGCAGAGGUCAACUAUGGAAUUCGAUUCACUGAAUAUGCAGAAUUGGAAAAGUUCUUGCGGCAACUUUGCGCCGAAGUACAUUCGCGCCUGAUGGGAAUUAAACGUCGUGGAAAAUGUAUUACUCUUAAGUUGAUGGUUCGGGCAAAAGAAGCUCCCAUUGAGACAUCAAAAUUCAUGGGCCAUGGCUACUGCGAUAAUCUGACAAAAUCAACAACUCUUCCUGAUUACACCUGUGACUUGGAUGUGAUUACAAGAACUAUACUUACUACCAUGAAGUCAUUGAAUAUUCCUCCGAAAGAACUGCGAGGAAUCGGUAUACACAUCGGAAAACUGGAUAAUCCUGACGAAAAUAAGGCGAAGAAGGAAAAUGUUUUGAAAACCAUGUUCAACAAAGUUGCUGAGAAGCGGAAAGAGUCAUCUACGCAAAAUCCUGAACCUACUAAAAAUGAAUUAAAAUCACCAAUCAAACCCAUUCCUGAAAAACGCAAAACAUCGCCAACUACUCCUGAAAAGAAACCUUCGAAAAUAAGCAAAAAAGGACGAGGAAAAUCGAAAGCUACCAAAACAAUAGACGUCUCAAACAUGCUUCAAAACGCUGCCAAACGGAAGGUCCAAGAACAACUUCCGCCCGACAUCGACUACAACGUUUUAGCUGAAUUACCGGAAGACAUAAGGGAAGAAAUCUUACGCGAGCAUAGACAAUAUACAAGCGCCAACACUGUUUCAAAACAAGAAAGUACCUCGCCUGAAGCAAUUCGAAACCCUUCCCCAAAUGUUGAAGCUGAAUUCCUGCAAGCAUUGCCUCCUGAACUGCGUAUGGAAAUCGAGCGAGAUAUGAAUUUACACCGCAAGAACGUAGCAGUCGACAGUAAAACUUCAGAAAGUAGCAACAAAUGCGAAACUGAAAGCAAACCCCCAGAAUCCGAAAAUAUUUUUGAUCAAAAAAAUUGCAGACACCUUAUUGAAUCGUGGAUAGAGAGCUCGGAAAGUCCCGAAGAAUGCGAUGUUGAUAUAUUCGCCCAAAAUGCUCAAGAGCUGAUACAAACAAGGCGUAUCACGGAUUUAUUAGUGCCACUGAGGUUGCUUCACAGACUUAUAAGCGCGAAAGAGAGCUGCGUCUGGCAUGCAGCCUAUAAAACCAUUCUAAAUGUCGUUCAACGAGAAAUGGUCGCUACAUACGGUUCUAAAAUGAUGCUUGAAGAGGCAGUGGAUUGCAAUAAAUGUGCCUAAUUGUUAAGUUUAUUAAACGUUUUCCUACCUCAUCGUGAUAGAAGAAGAUUAUUUUAUAUUUUACUGUUAUACAGGAUUAGAAUAAAACAAAAUACUAAACUA